GUGUUUGUCCCGCCUUCUCGGGAAAGAACCAGGAAAUAGGUCGGUGUGUCAUUUUCUAAAACGGCACUGAAGUAGCAGAAAGUCUGGUGGAAGGAUUUGUUUAUUUUUAGUAUUUUAGUUGUUGGUUGUUAUGGCGUCGCUUUUUAAGAAGAAGACGGUGGAAGACGUCAUCAAGGAGCAGAAUAAGGAGCUGAGGGGAACUCAGAGGCAGAUCACGCGAGACCGAGCCGCACUGGAGAAACAGGAAAAACAACUGGAGAUGGAAAUCAAGAAGAUGGCCAAAUCAGGAAAUAAGGAGGCGUGUAAGAUCCUGGCCAAACAGCUGGUGCAGCUGAGAAAACAGAAGACCAGGACGUACGCCGUCAGCUCCAAAGUCACGUCCAUGUCCACUCAGACCAAACUCAUGCACUCGCAGAUGAAGAUGGCAGGAGCCAUGGGCGCCACCACUAAAACCAUGCAGGCAGUCAAUAAGAAGAUGGAUCCUCAGAAGACUUUACAGACAAUGCAGAACUUCCAGAAAGAAACAGCGAAGAUGGAGAUGACUGAAGAGAUGAUGAGCGACACGCUGGACGAUCUCUUCGAGGACUCGGGUGAUGAGGAAGAAUCCCAGGACAUUGUAAACCAGGUGCUGGAUGAGAUCGGCAUCGAGAUCUCGGGAAAGAUGGCCCACGCUCCCUCUGCGAGCCGAACCAAACCCGCCGCCGCCUCCACCUCCGCCAAAGCAUCGGGGAUAUCAGACGAAGAGAUAGAGAGACAGCUGAAAGCUCUCGGAGUGGACUAACGCAGACACAGACAUCAUCAUCUCCGAAUUUGCCUGGCAACACACAUACGUGCACACACAAACAUAGACAACUGACUUCUCAGCCUUGACAUUUGCAGUCACUUAAAUAGACCUCGGGGAUAAAACGCAGCACAGCAGGAACAUUCAACUCUGUCAUUGUGUUGGGACGAACUGCUGCUCGAAUUGACUCAGAACAAAAAAGAACAAAAAAAUUAAUUUAAAGCAAGAUAUACAAGUUUUGAGAGCAUGCUUGUGUAACCUUGAUUUUAUUCACUAAUGUUAAAACUUAUUAAAUUAUAUUGAAAGUGAUUUAAAAUGCAUGAGAAGUUUAGAUUGAGUCAUAAAGCAAAAAAAACAAACAACUCUUUCCCUAAACUCUUGACAGAAAUCUACCUCCGAUACCAGACUCGAAACAGCAGCACUGCACUCUGGGAGUUGAUUCAUCCCUUUUUUUUGUCUAUUUUUUGUUCUUUUAUUCCUUUAGUAAGAACAACACCACAAAAUCUCAGAUCUCAGAUCAGUAGCGCGUUUCCCGGGUAGAGUAGGGUACUCUGUUCUUUCCUCAUAUCUCCCAGCUACCUUUCUGCCUGGAUUGCUUCUCCGGAUUGAUUUUUAGAGAUUUCUGCCGAAUAACAACGAACCGGAGCUAACGAAGCAUGGAAUUCUGCAGUUAGCACGACCUGGGUUAAAUUACUUUCACGCCUCACCUUUAUAUUUUUAUUUAUUGAUUUAUUUAAUUUUUUUCUUUGGCCCAAACCAUUUGCUCGAUACAAUAAUUGAUGAGACGAGGCAGCGUUUUAAACCAUCGCAGACACUGGCACUCCUUUAAAUAUACGUGUUCUUUUUGUCUUGUUUUAUUGCAGUGCUGAGAUUAGGCUUAGUAGACUCCAGGCCAACUUCAAGGUCAGUUUAGAUGCAGUGGGGGAAAAAAAAGGUUCUGGUACUCAUUUUCUCACAGGAAGGAUUUCUAUUUUUCAGACCGCAGGUUGCUUGUCUGAAGUCUCUCCAUUUAAUUUAAGCAUUCAUCAUCGCCGAGGCCGAACGCAGCUUCAAGAUGUGUGUUUUUUUUUUUUUUUUCAUUAAAUUCACAAUCAGCAGCAGAAGACUUUGUGUGACUCGCCGUGCCAGGCUCAAUCCACUGUGUUUUAAGAAUUACUCAAAUAGUCUUUAUACAGUACAUGUGUAAAUAUUACAAGUGUGAAUGAUUGAUUAAUUUUCUUCUUCUUCUCUUUUUUCUGUUUCAUAUUAUUCAUAGCAAUAUUUAUCAAAGUUAUGGGAUAUCGAUAUUUGUUCACCGUAAUAUGGAAGGGUUUGUCUUUGUUUGUUUGUUUGUUUUGUUAACCAUAAAUAAAUCACCUUUUUAACUA
This is a messenger RNA of Clarias gariepinus (North African catfish), 2148 nucleotides long. It is a transcript of the gene chmp2bb, whose product is annotated as charged multivesicular body protein 2Bb. The transcript is spliced from 6 exons. The record is from RefSeq and is a predicted model, not a curated record. Gene Ontology annotation, biological process: protein transport; late endosome to vacuole transport; endosome transport via multivesicular body sorting pathway. Gene Ontology annotation, cellular component: multivesicular body; ESCRT III complex. Bases 131 to 781 code for a protein of 216 amino acids. NCBI's taxonomy places the organism in Eukaryota, Metazoa, Chordata, Actinopteri, Siluriformes, Clariidae.